Solea solea (common sole) is the source of this 2292-nucleotide messenger RNA. Its product is annotated as embryonic polyadenylate-binding protein-like. The record is from RefSeq and is a predicted model, not a curated record. The coding region runs from base 173 to 2131 and encodes 652 amino acids. Gene Ontology annotation, molecular function: RNA binding. Gene Ontology annotation, cellular component: ribonucleoprotein complex. Lineage: Eukaryota; Metazoa; Chordata; Actinopteri; Pleuronectiformes; Soleidae. The transcript has 16 exons.
CUUUCAAAGAAGUGGCCUAAAAAAGUUUACGAGUUAGCCAUUGUUCCUUGAGAACUAGGUUCCGUCGCGGACUGUUACGUAAACGACUCUGCGCUCACGGCUUAAUUGAAAUGACUGCGCGGACUGGAGGUGCAGGUGUUCCACGGUGGUAAUUAGAGGGAAACCUACGUCCAUGCGGAAAGUGUACACGCUUCACUCAGAAUUUAACUUCAAACGUCGACGCCUCGGCAAUUUAAAAAUCCUGUCACCCAAGAUGAACAGCAGUGGACCGGCCUAUCCCCUCGCCUCCCUGUAUGUGGGGGACUUGCACCCUGAUGUCACAGAGGCCAUGCUCUACCAAAAAUUUUGUGCUGCUGGACCCAUCAUGUCGAUCCGCGUGUGCCGAGACAUCAUCACCCGCAGAUCUCUAGGAUACGCGUACAUAAACUUCCAGCAGCCAGCUGAUGCGGAGUGCGCUCUGGAUACAAUGAAUUAUGAUGUUAUCAAGGGUCGGCCAAUUAGAAUAAUGUGGUCUCAGCGUGACCCGGGACUCAGGAAGUCUGGAGUGGGCAACAUCUUCAUCAAGAACAUAGACGAGUCAAUUGACAACAAGGCACUGUACGAUACCUUCUCGGCCUUCGGCAAUAUUUUGUCCUGCAAGGUCGUCUGUGACGACAAAGGAUCCAAAGGCUACGGCUUUGUUCACUUUGAGACUCAGCAGGCUGCAAAUCGUGCCAUCGAAACCAUGAAUGGGAUGUUGCUGAAUGAUAGGAAAGUUUUUGUUGGUCAUUUCAAGUCUCGAAAGGAAAGAGAGGUGGAGUUUGGCUCCAAGGCAAUGAAGUUCACCAACGUCUAUAUUAAAAACUUUGGUGAAGACUGCACUGAUGAGAAGCUCAAGACAAUCUUUUCACCAUUUGGAAGGACUCUGAGUGUACGGGUGAUGAAGGACGAGAGUGGGCGUUCACGAGGAUUUGGCUUUGUUAACUAUGUUAACCAUGAGGAUGCGCAGAAGGCAGUUGAUGAAAUGAAUGGGAAGGAGAUCAAUGGGAAAAUCCUCUAUGUGGGUCGGGCUCAGAAACGUCUGGAACGUCAGGGAGAACUCAAACGCAAGUUUGACCAGAUCAAACAGGACCGCAUCCAGCGCUACCAGGGGGUGAAUCUCUAUGUGAAGAACUUGGAUGAUACCAUAGAUGACGAGAGACUCCGGAAGGAGUUUGCACCUUACGGCACCAUCACCAGUGCCAAGGUGAUGACAGACGGCUCUCAGAGCAAGGGCUUCGGCUUUGUCUGCUUCUCUUCACCCGAGGAGGCGACAAAAGCAGUGACCGAGAUGAAUGGGAGAAUUGUUGCGACCAAGCCGUUGUAUGUGGCGCUGGCUCAGCGGAGGGAGGAGCGUAAAGCCAUCCUCACCAACAAGUACAUGCAGAGACUUGCCUCCCUGAGGUCCAUGCCAAAUACGGUCAUCGACUCGUUCCAUCAGGCCGGAUACUACAUGACUGUGCCACAGCAUCACAGUCGCUCCUACUACAACCACAAUGCGGUCAGCAACAUGAGGCCAGCUCCUCACUGGACAGGACAACCACCGAGACCACCAGGCCCCCACUCAACCCAGGUUGUAGGUAACUUUGUGGCUCGACGUGGAUCCCCGACCAUUGCUACAGUCAGACAGGCUUCCACUCAGGCUCCACGUGUGGUCAGUUCUUCACAGAAGACGAAUAACAUUGGGACCCAGACUGUCGGAGGUCGCACUGACAUGCCCGGUCUGAUCAGGAGCAACCAGUAUAAGUACUCGCCUGCAGUGAGGAACCCGCAGCAGGUCAUUACUGUUCCUGCGCCUAUCACAAGACUGCAGGUGGUUUCAGCUGCAGUGAUGGAGCAGCCGGUGCACGUUCCAGUCCAGGAGCCUCUCACUGCCUCGAUGCUGGCUGCUGCUCCUCUCAUGGACCAGAAACAACUGCUUGGUGAGCGACUGUACCCACUGAUCCACGCUCUGCACCCAAACCUGGCUGGAAAAAUCACUGGGAUGCUUCUGGAGAUCGACAACUCGGAGCUGCUGCACAUGCUGGAAACGCCCGAGUCUCUGCACUCGAAGGUGGACGAAGCGAUCGCGGUCCUGCAGGCUCACCAGGCCAAGGAAUGUUCCACCAAGUAAUGAUGGACGACAUACUAAAAUUUAAACAACUCUGAGGAACAAAAAAGUUAAGAAGAGAAAUGUGAUGUGUGACUUAAAUUAAGGCUGAAGAGAUUUGUGAAAUUAUUACAUUUUGUUGUUGCUAUAUCUUUUGUUAGCAGAUAAAAGUCUACAGUAUAUGC